This is a messenger RNA of Juglans microcarpa x Juglans regia, 4164 nucleotides long. RefSeq names its product protein SCAR3-like. The transcript has 10 exons. The record is from RefSeq and is a predicted model, not a curated record. Bases 363 to 3911 code for a protein of 1182 amino acids. Gene Ontology annotation, molecular function: protein kinase A regulatory subunit binding; Arp2/3 complex binding. Gene Ontology annotation, biological process: actin cytoskeleton organization; positive regulation of Arp2/3 complex-mediated actin nucleation. NCBI's taxonomy places the organism in Eukaryota, Viridiplantae, Streptophyta, Magnoliopsida, Fagales, Juglandaceae. Gene Ontology annotation, cellular component: cytoskeleton.
UGAGGAACGAGUAUGGAUUCGGGCAACCGGACAUUUACAGGCAAAUCGACCGAGAAGAUCCUAAGGCCGUGCUCGAUGCUGCCGCCGUCGCUGGCCUCGUCGGGAUCUUGCGCCAGCUCGGCGAUCUUUCUGAGACUCCUUAAGUUUAUGCUUGGACGUUCAAGGUGGCAUUUACUUUCAAGUUUAGUGGACCUAGUAAUUGAACAUGACCAAUGUUUAUUUUGGCUGGAGAUUGUUGUUUCUGUUGCCAUUGCUAAAUGGGAGCUCCUUAAGCAGAGUGAAAGGCCAACACCUGUGGGAAUGUUUGCUACUUGUAUCCAUGGUUUGCAGCAGAGGUAUUUCAUGGCUUGCAGGAGCAAGUGAUGACUACAGUGUCUAGAAGCCAUAAACUGAAGGCCCGUGUAGAGCGCAUUGAAGCUGCACUUCCUCCCAUUGAGAAGGCUGUUCUUAGCCAGACAAGCCACAUACAUUUUGCUUAUACUGCCGGUUCUGAAUGGCAUCCUCGUAUUCGGAAUGGAAAAAAUCACUUCAUCUACAAUGACUUGCCACAAUUUAUUAUGGACUCCUAUGAAGAAUGCCGCAAUCCUCCAUGUUUGCACUUGCUUGACAAGUUUGAUACUGGUGGUCCGGGAUCUUGUUUCAAAAGAUAUUCAGAUCCAACUUUCUUUAAGAAAGCAUCAGCUACCUCUGAUGAAGCGACCACUGAAAGAAUCCGAAUCAAUAAGAAUGCUCAUAGAAGCAAGAAGAAAAGGUCAUCACAGUGGAAUCGAAAAGGAUUGCGUGGUGCAUCAAGAUCCAAUUCCCGUAGCAGAUUGCAGUUUACUUCUCUUCCUGUUAAUGGUCAAACUUCUAUGCAAACUGCCUCAGCUGUGGAUGUGGCUUCAAAUUCUGAACUAGGAGACCAUUCAAAUUCUUUUGAUUCAAGAAAUGGUCCGCAGUUUACUUCUCGUAUUGUUGAUGACCAGGCCUCUCCUCAAACAGCAUCUGCAGUUGACAUGACACUGAAACCUGACACUGGAGACCAUUCAAAUUCUUUUGAUUCAAGAACAGGCUUAGGAGAUAUAGAAUGUGUUUUCCAUCUGAGUUCCAUGCAACCUGAACAGCAGGAAUCGCUCUCUUCUGGGUUGAUGCAGCGUAAUGAUACUCUUGAUUCAGUUUUUCCUGAUGAGCAGACCAAGGCUAUCGAUGAUAACUUUCCAGGCAGUUCAUUACUAGAGAAAAUUGCCUCCAGUUCUUCUUGUGUUACCUGGGAUGAAAAGGCAGAGAUAGUGGAGCCCAACGGUCAGCAAAGUGAUAGAGAGGAAGCUCCAGAGAUGCUCUCGACAAAGUCUGAUGUAGAUACAAAUAGGGAGAGAGCUGUUAACUUUACAAAUAUUGAUCAAAUACAUAGCCUACUUGAUUGUAAAAACAGUCUUGAGUUUAUCUCCAACGGUAAUCAGAUCAACAGCAUUGAAAGUGAGCCAGUUUUUCCUGAUGAGCAAACCAAGGCUAUGGAUGAUAACUUUCCGGGCAGUUCAUUACUAGAGAAAAUUGCCUACAGUUCUUAUUGUGUUACCUGGGAUGAAAAGGCAGAGAUAGUGGUGCCUAAUGGUCAGCAAAGUGAUAGAGAGGAAGCUCCAGAGAUGCUCUCGACAAAGUCUGAUUUAGAUACACAUGGAGAGAGAGCUGUUAACCUUGCAAAUGUUGGUCAAAUAGAUAGUCUGCUUGAUUGUGAAAACAGUCUUGAGUUGAUCUUCAACAGUAAUCAGAUCAAUGACAUUGAAAGUGAACCAGACAAUUACAUGGAUGCACUCAACGCCAUUGGAUCGGAAUCUGAGAAUGAUCUUGACUAUCAAACAAAAAGAAAAGUGGAGCAGUAUGCCUCCAACACCAAUGAUGAAGGAAUAAAUGAAAUCCAUGAGCUUCCUGAAAAUAGCUCAGACCUUAAUCAUCCAGAGUUGGAAUCUGAUAUUACAUCCUGCAGUUUCUCAAAUGAAGGAGUGCCAUCAUAUAUACCAAACUCACUUUCCCCAGAGAGAGUUGUACACGAACAGAUGCCUCAGAUCACUAAGAUGUCUUCUAGUUUAGACUUUUCAGCAGAUGAUUUCAGUGGAGGUGCUGAUGCUCACAAUGGUUCCCAAUUGGAAUCUGUUGUUCCUGGUCCAUUAUCCUCUGCCCCCAAAACUUCUGAUUUCGGGGAUGUAUCGAUGGAUAAGAUGUUUAGUAGUUUUUACAAGUCUGAUGAAACUCCUGCUGACUUUUCUGGUGUUCGUUCAAUUUCAUUCUGGACUAAUGGUGGUCUUCUAGGACUUGAGCCAUCAAAACCUCCUGCUUAUGCCAUGUCAAAUGCUGUGGGUCAGGAUUUAGUAAACAGAAGUAAAGACGACACAGUUUGCCCUUCAAAACAUGGGUUUAUGCUAAAAGGUGAUGAGCUUGAAGGUAAACUAGAUAUGUUGGACAAGAAAGAUGGAGGCAUUGAAAAGGAUCCAAGUUGUGUUUGCUCUACAUCAUGCCAAGAUGACCAGGAAGAUAGUAUCUCAAAAACGAAGACAUUUGGGCGAUUUUCACCGGCUGAUUCAGAUGCCAAAUGUGAAAAUUUCAGUGUAAUGGCACCUAAAACUGCAGUGCCAGUCUCACCACUUGUCAAAUCCAUAUCUGCCGAAUCCAAUCAAGAGAAUGAUGAAAACUCAUCUCUAGCGUUUGGACUCAGCCAAAGGUUACUAGCAACUGGUUUGUACAAAAAAGUUUCAGAUGUCCAUGAUGACAAUCUUGAACCUGCUAGUUCUAUGAAUGCUAGUGGUUUGGAGCAAUUUAGUGGGCAACAUGGAGUUGUGAAUCAAACAAUUCCUGAGAAAAAACUUGAAGAGUGGCUUGGACAUGGCUCUCCUGUAGAUUCACUUACUUCUUCACCACCACUAGAACAUAUGAAAAUAUCUUUCCAUCCUCUAAAUGGCUCUGAGACUUCCAAACUGAAACUGAAUUUUCCUGAUACAAAUCAAUGUUUUGAAGGCAUAAGAGACAUGUUUCCAUCAUUUCAGUUGGUCCCUGAGCAUGGUAUUCCUAUGAAUGACUUUGGUUUUGAGUCUGAUGAUGACACAUUUUGUAGAUCAUCUCCUUAUAUGUCCGAUGAUUGCCACAGCCAUCACUCUGCAUCAAAUUCUGAGCAAUGGGAAUCUGGUGAAACUCCUAAAAGCAAGGAUCCCGAACCCCAUGAUGCCUUAUGUGGAAUCUCGUCAGCGGAAUCUAUAUCAACCUAUCAGGAGUUUGGGAGAAUAAUCAACAAUGGUAUCCAGAUUGAUUGUGGAAUUAGAAUUGCAGAUACUGGGAAUGGUGUGGAACCUUCUUUGUCUGGUUCUCUGCUUGAUCUUCCCAAUUUUGAUACCGUGAACCCUGUACUUCAGCAAGUGACAAAUGAAGAUUCUAAUCUCCUCAAGUUGGAAUGUUCUGGACAGCUUAUACCACAACCGCCACCUCUCCCUCCAGUACAGUGGAGGGUAUCAAAACCCAAUUUUUAUGUGAUAGAAUACAAACAAGAUGAUGUCUCUGACGCCCUAAUGCAUGCAUCUGAUCUGAAACAUUUUGGAUCCACAAUGUCUCAGCAACCAAAGCCAACCCCAGAGAAGCAACAACGAACUAAUGAGGAGGCUGCUGCAAUAGGACAGAUGGGCAAGCAGCAGGACCAGCAGAAGUUGAAUGAGCAGAAAGAAGCAAAUCGAGCUAUGAAUGGCAAGGAGAUGGAUGAAAGGGAAAAUUUCCUACAACAAAUCAGAUCAAAAUCAUUUAGCCUGAGAUGCACAAUGACAACCACAACUAGUACACCAGGACCUGCUACAGAUUUCAAAGUCACUGCCAUUUUGGAGAAAGCUAAUGCUAUUCGCCAGGUUAUUGGGAGUGAUCAUGGGGAUGAUGAUGAUACGUGGAGUGAUGCUUGAUUUAAUCCUUUCGGUUGGGUCCAUGAUAAACAACUCUCCUAUAGCUUUGAGUAGAGUUGUGAGGGGUAGCAUUACUUUACAUGUGAAUAAUCCUAGUUUUUUAUUUUUUUUGUAACUAAUCGUAGGGGUUCCUUGUAUCAUAUUGUGAUCAAUUUUUUGAUUCCUUGGUAAAUGUAUGUUGUAAGCAAUUAGAUAAACACUUGAGGUUGAGUACAAUGUAAUCUGCAUAUUUGAGGCAGCAAUUUAUGCGUAA